This is a messenger RNA of Scylla paramamosain (green mud crab), 8601 nucleotides long. It is a transcript of the gene trh, whose product is annotated as protein trachealess-like. The record is from RefSeq and is a predicted model, not a curated record. Gene Ontology annotation, molecular function: RNA polymerase II transcription regulatory region sequence-specific DNA binding; DNA-binding transcription factor activity, RNA polymerase II-specific; protein dimerization activity. Lineage: Eukaryota; Metazoa; Arthropoda; Malacostraca; Decapoda; Portunidae. Gene Ontology annotation, biological process: regulation of transcription by RNA polymerase II.
CUCACUUAUUUGCCAGUCGUGUCACGGGGCGCUUCGCUCACCGUCCAGCCUCCAUGUCUCCGAGCCGCCCCGCUUGUUAGCAGUCCGGUGCGGCGCUUCAGACGCCCACUCCGCCGCCCACCGCUGCGUCCCGGCCUGGCGGCUCCGCCCCUGUGCCACGAGGCGCCGCGCACUGCUUGUCAGUCCCCACACGGCACCCAACACACGUGACACUCGCCCGCCCACAGGUCACGUCCCACACCCGCCUGGAAUACUGGCGGCGACACCCUGUGACAGUGACGAGCAUCACGCACGCCGGCCACGCGCCCACCACGUCCGCCACGCACGGCACCUGACCGGGCACGCCCACCCACUGCUCCGUGCCCAACACGUGCUGUCAGGACACACUUGGUCACGCUCAGUCUGGUGCUGACCGUGGUGAACUGAGGCGACCUUGUGACCGUGGCCUUGCCUGCCCUCAGUGAGUGUAGACGCCUUGUGAUCCUCACAGUGACCGGUGCCGUGUUCCCUCCGCCCGCCUUUCAGUGUUUGUCUGCGUCUGUGACCCUUCGAGUUUACACUUGUGAUCCCAGAUCCCGGUGGCAGCAUCCAGGUGAUCCCGCCGCCUUCCCAUCGAGAAACAGUGUUGCAUUUUUAUAUUAUACUCACCUAGGUUGCGUCUCAUCAUUCUGCAGGAGCCCCAAGCCCCUGUAAAAGGCUUGUUCUGAGGUAGCCCCGUCCUGAUCGCCCCGCGACAUCGUUAGCAUCCUCAUCACUGAUGGAGGGCGGUACCUCCGCCCACCCGCCGGGCGUCACAGUUCGACCAUAAACAUUUCACAACCCAGAAACACUUGAGACAAGUUUGAGGAAAUGAUCCGGUCAUAAAAGUGGUUCGACUCGCGUUUAUUCACUCUUGCAUUCCCUCAGCGCUCACCUGCCCGCCCGCCCGUGCUGCCUCCUGAGGGCCUGACAGGUGUGCGUGUGUGUGUGUGUGUGUGUGUGUGUGUGUGUUGGUGAGUGUGUGUGUGUGUGUGUGUGCGUGUAUAUGUGUUUGUGAGUGCGGAGUCACACCCCCGCGCCCUGCCUUGUCUCACAUUAGUAAAUCUGAGUGAUCUGAGUGUUCCCAGCCGCCACACUCACCGGAAGAAGGUUAUUCGCCCUAGUGAUUAACCUGAAAGCCGACACUGAAGCGUCCAUUGCGGUACAGACUCAUCCAUUCACCUCAUCCCUCCGUGUGUCUCCCUCGUGCCCGUCUGCGUGGCCCUUCCCCCGUCAAGCCGUGCCACAGCAGCGUCGCGGGUCGGCCUGGUGGUCCGCAGGCAGUGUCCCGAGCGGUGGCAGUGACUUGGAGCGCGCCACCGCACCACGCCGAGCAGCAGGCGGCGGAGCCAGGCCGCCAGGGAGUGUGAGAGCAGCGUUCACCAAAGAGCCAGUAGGAAAUAGUUAAUCCCUCCCGAAGUUCAAGUGGCGAUCGCCGGUCAAAAAAUCACGCCUGCCUAAGUCUUUGCGUCAAGAUGGCCGACUGGUACGGCUCGCGGGAGCAGUUGAUGUCGCUGCACGGACUAGACACCGCCAUGUUGGGGUACGGCAUGAGCGCCGCAGCCUUCCCGCCCAUCCAGCCCGAUGCCUACUCUCACGCUCACGCCCACGCCGCCGCCGCCGCAGCCUACAACUUCCAGAGGCAGCCCUCAGUCACGUCAGGCUUUCCUCACUCAUGCUUUGCACCAGACCAACAGUGGCGACAAUUGCCAGAUGGAAGCAUCCUGGAGCUUCGGAAAGAGAAGUCCAGAGACGCAGCGCGAUCCAGAAGAGGCAAAGAAAAUUAUGAGUUUUACGAAUUGGCAAAGAUGCUGCCGCUCCCUCCUGCCAUCACCUCACAGCUGGACAAGGCAUCCAUCAUCCGCCUCACCAUCUCCUACCUCAAGCUGCGGGAGUUCACCUUGCACGGGGACCCGCCCUGGCCGCGGGAUAUGUCCAACAACAAGUCUCUCAAAGGCGCCAACAUCAGGCCACGCACGAUGUCUGGGAUGACCAUGGACAUCUUUGAGAAUCACCAAGGCACUCACGUCCUCCAGAGCCUCGACGGAUUCGCCUUCACGCUGGCGGCCGACGGGAGGUUCCUCUACAUCUCAGAAACAGUGUCCAUCUACCUCGGGCUGUCGCAGGUGGAGAUGACAGGCAGCAGUGUCUUUGAUUACAUCCACCAGCAGGACCACCAGGAGCUAGCGGACCAGCUCGGCCUCACCCUUGCCACUGGCCAGCCGCUACCGUCCCCCUCCUCCCUGGGCUCUGAGGAAGGGGCGACAGGCUCACAGGGAACCAUGAACCCUGACGUGGCGACGUGCAUGGCCCUGGGCGCCAACUCCCAGUUCAAGGGCUACGACCGAGCCUUCUGUAUCCGCAUGAAGUCCACGCUUACCAAGAGGGGAUGUCACUUCAAGACAUCGGGAUACAGGGUAGUAUUAGUCUUGGGUCACCUGCGGCCUCAGUACGUCUUCAGCCACUCCCGCAAGAGCGCGCCGCAACUGAUGGGUCUCGUCGCCCUGGCCAUCGCCCUCCCGCCUCCCUCGGUUCACGAAGUUCGCCUCGAGUCCGACAUGUUCGUCACCAGAUUAAACUUCGACUUCAGGAUAGCACACUGCGAGCCCAAAGUUGCCGAUCUGCUGGAUUACGCGGCGGAGGAGCUGCAGGGGCGGUCACUCUACUCCUUGUGUCACGGGCAGGACGUGGAGAGGCUACGCAAGACACACAUUGAUCUGAUUCAAAAGGGCCAGGUGAUGAGUCCUUACUUCCGCCUGCUCAACAAGACUGGAGGCUACACGUGGGUUCAGAUGUGCGCCACUGUGGUCGUCAACAACAAGAAUGGCGACGAGCAAAACAUCAUCUGUGUAAAUUACGUCAUAAGGGCAGAAUACGAGAGCCUAGUGCUCGACCAGACACAGCUCGACCCCGCCCUGGCGAACAUGAAGUCUGACGACCUGGAGUACCCGAGCGCCGCCACCCCCGAGCCCAGAGAGGGCGGGUCGAGGACGGUGAGUGAAGACACGGGUGGGUCCCCUCGGCCGGCAGUGUCCACCUCAGGCGGGGGCGGGGGAGACACACGCUCUCCUAUGGGCCAAACAGAGUCCAUCACCACGCCACUCCGAGGUACACCAAGUGUUCCCUUAGACGGGGCUCAGAUUAAAACGGAGGCCACUGGCGGCCUAUUGACUCCGAUGGGGAAUGCUGACCUCCCCGAGGACUCAAGUGGUGGCUGUGAAAGAACCUCCUCCCCAGGCCACAUCUCAGAGCCCCCAGCAUCCACCCCAGGCACCCCCCACGCCCGGGCCACCCCCAUGAUGACCACCACCCCUAUCGAGGCCUCCCCAGGAGCCAAUGUGCCUCCGCCUCCUCACAACGAUGAAGGGGCUGUGAGAAACCUGGAGGCGGCCAUGACCAGACACCUGCCCGAUGACACCACAGACUUCUCCACCGACGCCCUCCUGAAGGGCGGCGCCACCUCCACCUCCAUGAACAACGCCGGGCAACGCUCCACCAUCCAAUGGGUGGGCAACGCCAGCGCCCAGCAGACCUCGGCACUCCCAGCCUCCACGCUCCUGAGGCAACUGUACGCCAGCCGGGAGAGUGUCAUUAGGUCAUCAGUGCAACGGUCUUAUUACUCUGAGAUGGGGUCAGCCCUUCCAACGCCUCCUGGUUCUGAAGGUUACCAGGACGCCAUGUUCGGAAAGGGGCAUGACUUUCCCUAUCCUGGCAGUGGUCUGACGGCCUCUGGCUACCCAGACUACCACUCCGCCAUGACGCCGCCCUCCAGUGUGUCUCCCCGAGAAAAGAUGGCCGGGGAUUGUGGCGACCUGCGAGGAGCAUCCGCAGGCUACCUUGGUGAUGGGGGAGGCCUGCCUGCCCAGCCCGUGCCCCUCAAGCCACAGGUGUACUCCUAUGGCUCCUCAGGGGUACCUCUGGAUUCCUCAGCUUACUCCGCCCCUCUCUCAGACCAGGCUGGACUGUACACGCCUUCCAGUUUUCACCUGUAUCAUGCAAACUCAACAAAAUCCACCUCAUCCUAUGACAGCCUUCGCACUGGGGGUUCAUGGUACGCCCCUUCGUCAUAGCAACAAUUUUCCUGUCAAGGCUCCUAUGAGACUGACUUCAGCAUCAACAUGCACCGCCACAAUUUUCAUAAAUAGGGUGCUGGUGUGAUCAGGCUGUGUGGGCACUUGAGUUUCCAGCAGUCUGAUUGUUAGGGCAACUUUACUCAUAUUGUGAAGACACUACGGCAGAGAUGCAAGAGUGCUCGGAGUAGGAGUAGUUCCAAGACAUAGACUUGCCCUGGAAAGGAAAUGGAAAAAAAAAAAAAAACAUACAUGAAGUAAACAGACAGACAGAGUUUGUACAGUUUGUGGUGGUGAUUGAAGAACAGUGUUGACUUCCCCAACAGUAUUUAAGCAGCAGUAUGCAUGUAGGCUCUUAGUGCAGCAGUCAUUACCUCUUCUCACAUCAGCAUUUGUUGUCAUGCCUCUAAGCUGGACUGAAGGAGUGUGUCUGGUCUCACAGCUCUGUUCAUCCGUCUUCCAAGGGCUCGCCAGAAUACAUAUCGCCACAACUUUGUCCCUUCUGAUUGGUCUGUCAGGAUGGCCUGGUGACAGGGUUCAUGUGGAGGUGAAUUAAGCUCAUGAGAAUGAGUUUAAACAUAUCUGUUUGGAAUCUGUUGGUCUUGGUUGGCCCGAAGGAAGCUCUUCACUCAUUCCACGUAGAGUAAUAUAUUGUGCUACAAUAAGGGUUGUAAAACUAGCUACCUUCAAUCUCAAUACUUCUUUCUAAAAAAAAAAAAAAAAAAAAAAAAAAGAGGUAGAAGUUGCAGAGAAACAUUGUAAGACGAGAUUACAUAUGAAAUAUGAUUUACUGGCAGAGAGUGAUAGAGGUGAUAGAAAAUACAACCUAAGCUUUACCUACUGUAUAAUUAAUUUUAUAAAUACAUAUAAAUAUAUAUAUAUUUGAGACUCAAUGCUAAUUCAGAGAUUCUGUUGAUGCUGUUGUAUUAUAACUGUAAUGAAUAUUUUAUGAGUUAUAAGAGUUGAGAUGAUGCAGCAAGGCAGGCUGAGAAGUGCAAUGUUCAUGUGUGGAGUAAUGCAGGAAACAGUUACUCCGCCAGUGUCAGUGUAAGACUAGCAACCUAAGGUGACUGACUGUUGGGGUGUCGAUGAGGAAGCCAAGCAGUGAAACAUAGGAAUAUCACCCUUAUCAUAUCGCAAAAAUAGUCUAAGAUUAUAAUGCUAUGUUGUAUCCAUUGAAAACUUGACACGUUCAAUUAAAAUAUCCAUGUAAGAUAUUGUACAUAUUAUUACUACUGGUAAAGACAUUUUUUUAUUUAUGGUGCUUUGAAACUAUUGUGAAUCAGCUGCUUGAAAAAAGAGCAGAUGUUCUCUUGUCUUUAUUCUGUAAAUAUGACGUUUUAAUCAUUAUUAUUUAACUACUUAAUGUCUAGUGAGUAAGAGCUACACUUUAGACUGUGGUGAAACAAUAACUAAGUGAUCCCAACUUGUCUGUUUGAUGUCAGGAGGGAAAAUGAGUGAAGCCAUCUCGAGUAAACCUUCGUACAGCUUCCCUAUUUAUGGCAUCAUGGAAAGUCCAAAUCACUGAAAAAUAUUGUAAAAAUUAACAAAAUACAAAUACAAAUUUUGUAAAUAAGCUGUAAUCAUGAAAUUUUUGUUUCUGUGUCUACAAAAAAAGUGUUGAAAAGAGUUUUCCGUUUGAUGCAGUGUUCCAAGCAAUGCCAAAUGCGCACAGUUUGUAGUGGGAGAGAAAAAUGUGUAAUAUUUUUGUUUAGGAACUGAGUAUUGUAGAGGGCAGGAAACUUUACAUGGUGUAAUCUUACAAGAUUAGACGUGAAAAGAAAUAUUCCAAAUUUAUGAUCCUGAGCCAUUGCACUCAAGAUAACGUUUUGUAUAAGACUACAGAUUCUUCCUCCGAUGGAGAAAAACAAUCAAGAAAAUAAUUAAGGCGAUUGUCUCACCCUCCACUAACGUCCUAACAUUCACUAGUUGUAACUAAUACUGAGGAAACCCCUUCCAUGCUCAUUAUUUUGUAGAUUAUGGCUGAUAUUUUAUUUAUGAAUUAUUGAUGUGAUUUUGCAGGAUGUCAUAUAAUGUAGUAAUCAAUCUCAUGGCUGGAGACAGCGAAUGUGUAUUCAAUUUCAAAAUUUCUGGCGAGACUGUUCAUUGUUUAUGUGUUUUGUAGUGCCCGUAGAGGCUGACGGUUAAACGACUGUCCAAUCAGAAUAACACGACACUGGAAGGAUACCGGAAGGAAACUUCAGUAAGCAACCCGACAUUGCCAUUGAUGCAUGAGAUAAGUUGAGUGCGUCUCUCCUCAAGACUCGUCCCAUCAACUCACAGCAACACAGCCACAGUUUCAAUGCGAUAUAGAUCACUUGAUGUGUUCUUGCAAUAGAUCAGAAUGACUUGAGAGAAGUCCGUCAGAAGCUCAUUGGUUUGAUAUUAUGCUGUAGAAAUACUGAAGUUGUAAGCUGUGUUUAUCAGUGCCACCCAUAACGUUGCGUCUCGGUCGGUUGAGCCGCCUCGCACGCUUCUGUAAAAAAUUGCGGUUCACUUAAAAUCAAUUUAAUAAUAUUUUCUUAAAAAUAUAAAAACAUAAAGGGCCAAGAGCCAACGACUUCCAGUAAUGGGUUGCUUACUGGCCUGGGGAAGGAGAAAGGUUUUGUAAAGUGAAGCGUGGAAGAGCUGCAGAAAUAUAGUCUACCUUUGACAUGUUAUUUUUAUGAACUCAUGAAAACAAUAAUAAAUUGUAAAUAUUUUACACUCAACAGUUCCUAAUCAAAAUUUCCUUGCAUAAUUAAUUAUGCAUUUAAUUCGAGAUUGUUUUGCCGUUCAUAUUUUUCUCCAUAUUGUUCUUCAGUUGGUAUAAUUAUUAUUAUGUAAGAUGCAUGUCAAACAUGUGUUAAAAAGAGGCUUAAUUUCUGAGUUUGUAGGCAUAUUUUUUUUUUUUUUAUAUAAAUGUAUAUCAUAAGUUGUUGUUUUGAAAAAUAUAUAUAUUUAGCAGGCCGAUGUACACGUGCGUAGUUUGCCCUGUGCCAAUGAAAGUACGUACUUAAUCAUGUGAGAAACCAAAUGGUCUUUAUUAAGGGAAAAGUUAUUUGUAAUCCAGUUUUCGUAUUAGCGAAGACUUGAAGCAAACGUGGAGGAGCUUGAAAUGUUCACACCUCACGGGAGUGUCAAUUAAAAUGCCCAAAACUCUUGACAUACCUCAUAUGAAAUCGGAACAUUGCGUCUGACGGUAGAUAAAGGAAUACCACCAGUAAGGUUGGGAUUAGCCAGUGCAUUUUUACUGAAAACAUUCGUGUCUUUGUCGCCCAGAAAUCGCCUUAUGGUUCUCUGGACAAAGAAUAAGAGAGAAGUAGGACUCGCUGUUUGAGGCAACUGGGAUUUUUUACAUACAAGAGAACAAAUUACCAACAACCUCACGAUCAUUAUGUCUUGGGGUAGUACUCAAUUUCACCUUCCUGCAGGAAACGUGAAAGGCUACAUUUUGUGUUUGAUAUCACUUGACAUGUAAUUGAAAUAUAGAGACUGUUAACUAUCACUGCCUCGUUAAUCAGUGUGGCAUAUACCAACACUGAAUGAUCUGAAGUACCAGGACGACUGUUGCGUGGGCGUCUUGUUCACUGUUGACAAGAUUAAGAGGCUAAAAGGUUUACAGAAACUUCGAACUUCUGUCUUAUCGCAGUUAAUCAUCCAGUACAAGUUACAUUACGUAGAUCAGUCAACAACGUGCUUUCUGGUUUAUUAGCUGGAAAUCACACCACUCUAACACUCAAACCAGCAGUUAAAUAGCCAACACACUCAUGAAGAAGUUCCGAAAUGAAACUGCUGAUACUGUACCGAAACGACAGAAACUUCAGUGAUACAACGGAAUACCUUGCAAAACAUUCAGCAUCUUUUUCUUAAGAGUGAAUGUAGAUUACUGGGCGACGUGAUGCAAAAGAGAUCGAGUAAACGAAAGUAUUAAAUGAGUUUGAUUGUACCCCAACCAACUCGUGAGGUAAUGAUCGAGUUAGUGUGUUAGUACCAAGUUAUUACUAUUAUUUUUCAUGCAGGUCUUUUUUUUUUUUCUUGAAGCGUUACAUAGUUAGUUUUAAUAGGUAUGUACAUGUAUGUUAUUUAUCAUUCCCCAAUAUAUGUAAACCUAGAAGUAUUGGAACGAGAGAAAUGGGUUGGAACAGUCGUGUUGUCAGGUUUUAAUUGUCAUCCCCCUUGUUCGCACGCACACACACACACACACACACACACACACACUUUUUUUUUUCUUAUACGAAUCCGCUUUCAGACCACACACACACACACACACACACAAGGACGUACCGUUACCAGUAUUUUGGAGACAUCAAUGGCUGCCGGUGAGUUGACGUUUUUAUAUGACACAGAUAUUCGACAUUAAUUUCCUCUGUCCACUCCACCAUGUUUGUUACUCUUGGUUUUGCUCCUGAAAAGAUGUAGAGGACUAGAAGCCUUGCAGGGUUUGCGAAUGCAACAACUGGUGCAUGCAUCUUUUCACAACUUAGAUAUUAAGACCCCGCACUUUGAAGAAAUAAACCUUGUUGUUACUGUA